Molecule: messenger RNA, 5462 nt
Organism: Parasteatoda tepidariorum (common house spider)
Lineage: Eukaryota; Metazoa; Arthropoda; Arachnida; Araneae; Theridiidae
Product: zeta-crystallin
Cellular component (GO): cytosol
Molecular function (GO): mRNA 3'-UTR binding; quinone reductase (NADPH) activity; NADPH binding
Source: RefSeq, a predicted model, not a curated record
AGAAAGUGGAAUCUGGGUACGGAAUAGAAAGAACAUCGAAAUAUAAAUAUAAACACAAGUAAUGAAAUUCAUCUGUUAUCUUGAUUAUAAUCUGAUAUUAGUAAGGAUUAUUGGGCAUCUUCAUCUAAUUAAUUUCUUGAAUUAAAAUUUAAAUAGCUCUUUAAAAUGAGAGCUAUUAGAAUAGAGAGGUUUGGUCCACCUAAAGUGUUGAUACUUAAAGACAUUGAAAAACCUGAAGUUACUCCUUAUAAAAUUUUAGUCAAAAUAAUAUCUGCAGGAGUGAAUCCUGUUGAUACCUAUAUCCGUGAAGGUUUUUACAUCAAUUUGCCUUCACUUCCUUUUACUCCUGGGAAAGAUGCUGCUGGAAUUGUUGAAUCAGUUGGUGAAUAUGUUACCAAAUUCAAGGCAGGGGACAGAGUUUUCAUCUGUGGUCGGAACUUGGAACAACAUGGGACAUAUGCUGAAUAUACAGUUGCACCUGAAUCAAAUGUCUUUCCUUUAGAUGAUAAAUUAAGUUUUGAUGAAGGUGCAGCCUUAGGGAUUGCUUACUUUACAGCCUAUCGAGCUUUAGUUAUAAAGGCAAAAUGUAAAGCAGGGGAAACUGUGUUAGUGCAUGGAGCUAGUGGGUCAGUUGGUCUUGCAGCUGUUCAGAUAGCUAAAAAGCUAGACCUAAAAGUAAUAGGCACAGCUGGAACCGAAGAUGGUUUAAAAUUAGUUAAAGAAUCUGGAGCUGACUAUGUUCUAAACCAUAAAGACAAAGACAACAUUGAAAGAAUAUAUGAAAUUACUCAUAAUAAUGGAGUAAACAUAAUCAUUGAAAUGCUGGCAAAUGUAAAUCUUGAUAAAGACCUCAAUUUUCUUGCUUCUAAAGGACGAGUUGCAAUUGUUGGUAAUCGCGGUGCCAUAAAAAUUGAUCCAAGAAAACUAAUGGGACCAGAAACAGAAAUAGUUGGCGUUGCACUGUUCAGCAGCUCUGAGGAAGAAUGGAAUGAAACAUCUCAAGCCGUUCUUGACGGGGUUAAAGAGGGUUGGGUGAAGCCUGUUAUUGAUAGACGUUAUUCGAUUGAUAACGUUCAACGUGCUCAUGAAGAUGUAAUGAGCUCUUCAGGUAAAAGAGGAAAACUAGUCCUCACCAUACAAGAUCCAUAAUUCCCUAGUCAUGAUUAUCCAAAUAUUUUUGUUACAAAUAUUUUUAUGAACUUUUGUAUGGCAUGUCAUUAAAGUUUCCAAAGUCUUUUGUAUGAUGAAACAGAAUUUCUGCACUAUAAGAAAUAUUACUGUUUCUGAAUUUUUUACUGUGUUGUUUUCGUCAAUUCUCGGUGGCUAUUUAUAAUUGUUAACAUUAUUUUACACUGUUGCUGUGAUUGUAUAUUAAAUUUUUUAAUUGUUUAUAGCAAAUUCAAUUUGAAGUUAUUGACUGAAUUGAGUUUGACUUGGAUUAGGUGCCUCUUUUUUUUCUCCUUUCAUGUUAAAUAGAACUCAGCAUCAACAUUAGGGUACAAUCUGCAGCAAUCAUCCUUAAGAAAGGGCUUUAAUAUCUUCUGUAUGUAAUACUCAGAAUUUAUUUUGGCCCCAGGUUUCACAAACCGAGGUUUGGUCACCCCAUGGGCGGAUAUGCCCAUCCAAAUCAUUACGCCUUUGGGAUGAGGCACCGUGGUUGAGGGUGUCAAGUCUCGCCUGUUCUGCCCAUGGCUAAGAUAUUGAACUUAAGAUUUAGCAUUGGUAUCAGAUAGAUAGAUGCAAGCUUCAUCAGUUGUAAUGAACUUUAACUAUCUGUCCUUAUGGAGAAGCUUGUAGAGGGGCCAUGAACGUUGCCUCCUAAUCUGCACCAAUCUCUCAACUUCUCUGAGACAAAUUUUGUACUUCUUUCAUAAAUAUAUUGUGCUAUUAUGUAACUUGUCAAUAUUAUCAUGUAAUUUUUUGAGUUAGUGUGUCCCUAAAAUCAUGCAAUGAGAAAUUGUGAUUAAAAACACAAGUAUUUAAUUUUAAAUUUUUAGUUUUUUAUUAGUUUGUAUGUGAAGUUCACAUUAUAGGAUUAUUUGCAGAAUUGGGUAAAAUUAAAAACCCUCCAGGACUUUGCUGACACAUACAAAUGCUUUUGCCAAAGUUUGUAAUGAUCGUUUCACAUAAAUGUGAUUAAACUAUUUUGAUGACACUUUCAGCGCAAGAGAUGAGUAGCUGUGGAUAAAUAGGUAGGUUAAAGACGUAGAUUUUAAAAUUUGUUAUUAUUGUUCUAUGCUGUUUAAUGGCAUAAUCUGGGCAGCCAGUUCUGAUAAAAAAAAUAAACAAUUACAUGUCCAAAGAAUAUCUCUACAUUGUCGAACAAUGAAAAUGUGCUGUACUUUUGUAUAGUUCUAAUUUUUAACUUUUCUCAGCUGUGUUUGUCUUUUAUAUUAUUUUUGCUUUGUUACAUUUUAUUACUCAAAUAACCAAAGAUUUAAAUCUUGCAUGAAUUUUGAGAUAUCAUUUCCUAUUAUGCACUUUAUACAAUAGAAACAAACCCUCUUGCAUGUUAAUGCUGAUUAAAGUGGCUUUAUACAUUUUACAAAGAAAUCAGGUUUCUCCCUUAACUUUUUUUUCCCUUCAAAAUUCAAUCACCUCUACUGCUUUUUAAUAAUAUACUCUAAAACAGGGAUGGCUAACCGAUGGCACGUGACACAAUAUUCUGGGCACACCACCGAUCACAAAGUUCAUUAUAAAUCAUAUUAACAAUUAAAUUGAAAUUCACAAAAAAUAAACAAAAAAAUUUACAAUUAAUUCCAAAAAACAAUUAAUAACCAUAAAAAACAAGCCAACAAUAAUUAACUAGCAAAAAAAAAUUCAAAGUCCUGCUAAAACUAACAUCUUACAACCUAAUAUAAGUUAUUUGUCAUCUAAUCUGCAACAACAGAAGUCACUCUGAUGUUACUUUAAGUUGAAUUACGUGUAUAACUGAGAGAUUGCAAAAUGUUUUUUUUCAUAGUAAAUAAAGAGUUUUGAGUUGAUAGUAUUUAGUAUUAUUAUUUUCCCAAUAAUCACGAAGUCAAAAUUAUUUGACGGCACGUCUAUGAACUCCGCGUCUCAAUUUUUUGAAAAAAUGGCACGUUGGUGCAUAAAGGUUUGCCAUCCCUGCUCUAAAACUUCAUUUAUAUUAGUCAUCAUUCAAAAAUAAUAGUGUGAGUUAAGGUAUGUUCUUAAUUUCAAAUUAAGUAUGAAUUCAAUUUGAAUAAAAUUUUGAACUCUUUUAUUUAUUUGUUUGAAAAUCUCCUAAUCAUUAGUUCUGUAACUGAAUUUAAUUAAGUUAGGCAUAUUUAUAUGAUCAACCAAUCAUUAUAUUUUGAACAGAAUAUGAACAGUUUUUAUGCAUUAUUUAGCAAAGCAAAGAUUUUUUGCAAAGUUCAUUUUAGAACUCAAAACUUUAAAAAAGAUUAAAUUAACAAUGUGUAAGUGAUGAUUCUAUAGAUUUUGAACUUUUUAUGUUUAUUUAUUUUGAAAAUCAUCUGUAAAGACUAUAAAAUUAAGAAAACUAUUAAUUUAAUUAAAUUGAAGUGAAUGAAAUUAUAUUCUUAUGCUUUAUUGAAAAAUUGGUUUCCUGUGGUUUCAUAUUUUGAGAAUAUUUUUCAUUUUAAUUAAUAUAUAAUAAAAUUAAUCUAGAGUCUAAAAUUUUUUUCUAUUUUUUUUUAAUAUCUAUGUACAUAUAAAUGUGUCAAUAUACAUCAAUGAUUUAUGUUGAACAAAAAUAAUAUUAUAUUUAUAAAAAUCUUAUGUAAUUUAAUUUAAAAUUUUUUUUUUCUUUUUUUUUUUGUUUACCAAUGUUUUCUACUAUAAUUUUAAGCUUGUUUUUUAUUGUAUGCAACAAUUAAAGGACAACAAUUGAUUAGAUAAAUCAAUAACAAAAUUUAUUGAAAAUUCUUUUCUAUACAACAAUAUCCAAACAAAAUUUAAAUCAAGCAAAUAAAUCCAAACAAUCAAAUAUUGAUAUAUAAACAUAUAAAAUGAGAUUUGACUAAAAUCAUUUAUGAUGAUUAUUCCUUAAAAUUCGUACAUACAUAUCUUUAUAAUGUGUAAUAGAUAAUAUGAAAAAAGAAAAGAAAAAAAAAGGUGAUGAUGACAUGUUCAUUAAUGUAACAUUUAUAGCUUGCAUUUUAAAACAGAAAUUCAAUGAAAAACUGGGUGAGUUUUUUUUAGUUCAAAGUUAAAUUUUUGUUAUCAAUUUAAUAAUUUAAAAUUGUGAAAUUAAUAUUUAGUAUGUAAACUUUUUAUGUACUUUGCAACAUACAAAUCUUUUUAUUAUUGUUAUACUAAAGUAGUUAGAUAUUCAGAUUAAAUCUGUUAUGUUGAAAAACUUUCAUGAGGCUAACAUUCAAGAACACAAGCUUUUUUGUGAUAUUUAAGACUUAGAAGCAAAAAGUAUUUGUACAUGUGUAUUAUUAAAUUUAACAUCGAACAUAAAAACUUAAAUGCGAACAUAAAAACAAAAAAACUUUAACAUGGUGUAGUUAUAAAAAACUUUAAACCAGUAUGUGUACAUGUUUUUUAAAUAUUUGAUAAACAUAUUUUUCAUUUAUUUUUUUACGAAAUAUGUAUUUUUUUUAAUGAAUUUUAUUAAUCGAUGUGCUUUGGAGCUAAGUUUUAAAGUCAAAAUUGAAAAAGUUGAGAAACAAGUUAAGUGUAAGUGAUAAAUAAUUACUUUUUUAACUUGCAUCUGUUUAUAAAUAUAACUAAUCAGACUGAAAAUAUAAAGAUGUAUUAAGUUGUUCAUGUUGUCAGUAUCAAUUGCUGUAUUUCAAAUGAAAUUAUUAUAAGUGAUUUUAGAUAUGAAUGCUUCAUGAUAUUUAUAUAUGAAUGCAAAUUUUAUUAUAAAUGCCUUCACCCCUUCCAUUAAAAUGCGAAAUACCGUAGCUCCUGAAAUAGAUAUAAGAAUAUUCCUAUGUACAAUUAUAUGUCAUGAUCUUUUUUUGUUUUUGAUUAAUUUGCCAGUUCGUUGUGAAAAACCCAUGAUGAAUGUCAUGAUAUUAUGGUCAUAAUUAUCUUAUCCAGUAGCAUUAUUAUGUUUCAUAAUUCUAACUAUCUUAAGUUGUGAUGUGUAUAUAUGUGUGUAUAUGUAAUGUUUUGUAUAUUGUGCCAUUUAAAAAUAAUUGUAUAAAUUUAAAUUUGCCAGUUAAUUCUUGUGAAAAACCCAUGAUAUAAUUUUUUUUUUGCCAAGCACUCUUUUUAUAUUCCAUUACUUUUUAACAAACUAUUUUAACGUGUAUCAAGUGUUGGUGCAUAUAUAUAUGUGUUUGUGUAUAAGUAAUGUUUUUUUAUUUUGCGCCAUUUAAACAUUAUGUAUAAAUUAAAAUAAAUGUGAGGUGGUAAAAUUACCGCUUUUCUAUCAUUUUUAAUGCUAACUGAAACUAUCCUUGAAAAUGGUGUGUUCUCUAGGAUUUACUUUUUUUGCCUAAAACUAUAUAACAUUUUGUAAAUAAAAGUUUUUAUCUUUA